Molecule: messenger RNA, 1532 nt
Organism: Thunnus maccoyii (southern bluefin tuna)
Lineage: Eukaryota; Metazoa; Chordata; Actinopteri; Scombriformes; Scombridae
Gene: dcakd
Product: dephospho-CoA kinase domain containing
Exons: 5
Coding region: 313-1002 (229 amino acids)
Biological process (GO): coenzyme A biosynthetic process
Molecular function (GO): dephospho-CoA kinase activity; ATP binding
Source: RefSeq, a predicted model, not a curated record
GGUGGCGCUCGUCAAGCUAAGAAGCUAGGUCGUUAGCAUUCACUUCACUGCAUUUCAGAGUUGUAGACAACACUAUCCAGCAACACGAGAGUCUCCAACCCUUUCAUCUCUGUGUGUAUAGCUGAAAGGACGAAGUGAAAAUGGCGGCGGUUCGUUUGCUUGUAUGUUUGUGGUCGUUUUGACCCGAUCAACACUAGUGCUAACGUUAGCUUGUGAGCAGUCCUGGUUGUUUUUAUUUUCUUUUUAGCCUCACCACUGCACGGACUUCCUCUGUACAUUCAUCCGAUUUAAGGAGUAUCUGACACUUACAAGAUGUUCCUGGUGGGGCUGACUGGAGGUAUUGCCUCAGGGAAAAGCUCAGUGUCUUCAAUGCUGCGGGAGCUUGGCUGCCCCAUUAUUGAUGCUGAUGUUGUGGCCAGAAAAGUCGUGGAGCCGCACACUCCUGCCUAUUCCCGCAUCGUCUACCAUUUUGGGCCGGAGAUCCUGCUUGAGAACGGGGAGAUUGACAGACAGAAGCUCGGCCAGCUCAUCUUCACCAACGAAGAAAAGAGGAAGCUGCUGAACUCCAUCACCCACCCGGAGAUCCAUAAAGCAAUGCUGAAAGAGAUCUUAUUCUACUUUCUCAGAGGGUACCGCUAUGUUGUGCUCGAUGUCCCUCUUCUUUUUGAAACCAGACGGCUCACUCAGUUUCUGAACCACACCGUCGUAGUUUACUGUGACCCUGCCACUCAGCUAUUGCGCCUGAUGCAGAGGGAUGGCCUGACCCAGGAGCAGGCUGAGCAGCGCGUGGCUGCACAGAUGCCGCUCAAUGAAAAGCGCGGCUUGGCCAAUCAUGUUAUUGAGAACUCUGGCAGCCGGGAGGACACCCACCGCCAGGUCCUGCGGCUGCACACAAAGCUGGAGGAUUCCAUGGACUUCCUCUUAGUGAGGGUCAUUGCUAUUGCUACCACUGCUGGUCUGGGUGGGAUACUGCUGUACGCAGCCAAGAUGCUUUUGUCCUAACAGAGGACAGACGAGGGAGAGAAGAAAUUGGUCCAGGAUGUGGUCAAAGAUGAGGGCAUGAAUAGAAAGAGGAGAAGGCAGGUCGGAGGUACCGAUGCAAUUUACUGUGAGAUUAGUUUCACAGCACCCGCCACUACAGCUCAGUGGUGUAAGGUGCUCUGUUGGUUAACACAGACUUACAUUAUUGACAUCACUUGCACUGACAAAUGUGGUUUAGUGUGAAGGAUUUUUAGGUGCAAUUUCUGUUGGUUUUACUCUGAGACUCUUAAAAACAUGAAGGCUAUACCUUAGAGCCUCAGUUGCAGUACAAGCCCCCCCAUCCUUGCUCAGUUAUAAGAGUGAUGGUCUCAACAGUGAUUUAGAAUGGAGCACAAAACUGGAAAAAUCUGUAUUUUGAUGCAUCAGUCAACAAACAGAUAAAACCAAUAACUGUAGGAUGAGAUUUUAUUUAGCUACAGCUUAUGAAGUUAUCCAAAGGAGAGUUUGGGGUGAUUGUAUAGAUUGUAAAUAGAAACACCAGACAUCAGAAA